AUGAGUAUGAGGCCGUGUGUGUUGUUACUAGCGUUCCAGACGCUGGCUGUGGCACACCAUGGGGUAGGACCUGUGGUGAUUAGUGCAAAUAUUGGUAUCGGACCACGACCACAGGCUGGCUGCUGCUUCAACGACACCGUGGUGGAUCACGGCCAGGUGGUGUUCAAUCUACCCAGCAAAUGUCUCCAAUUAGUGUGUAACAACGGCAAGAUCCUCCCUCACUUCCUGGGUGACCCCGACACAAACCACUGUUGUGAGUUUGAUGGGUUGUUGUACGGUGAGGGAGCAGAGCUGUCUGGUCAUUGUGUAGUGAUGCAGUGUACCAGGAAGGGGUGGUUGCCCAGAGGUAACAUAGACGACUGCUGUAAACACUGCUGUAUACAUGACGACUCCCACUUCUUCACCUUCGACGGUCACCAGUACGACUGGCAUGGCUACAGUAACUACUCCAUGGCUCAGACUGACAUGACUUAUGACCCCGAGGCUGGUGUCUUCAGUGACUUAGAGCCCGUGUUCAAUCUACUGGUGAACGGCGACCCCUACACGGUGCCUGUUAUUGGGGCGGAACAAGUGCUGUGUUCAUCCAAAGUUCACUCUGUUCUGGCGUGGCGCAACGGCCAGUGUACUAUGUUAUUAGGCACCUCCAAGCUUAUGGUGCAGCACUCCCGCCAUCGUCUGGACAUGUGGGCUCACCCCACACACGCAGACAACCUGGAUGGUCUGUGUGGACCCUUCAACUUCUACGAUGCUGAUGACUUCACUAGCAGGCAGGUUGACGUGCACCCGCUCGGGUACUUCCUGUCCACUUUCCCUCAUUCUUGGAGGACGCAGGACCAGAACGACCACAGCUUUCGGCAAUGCAGGGACUGUCAACCUCCCAGAGUCGAUCGUCUGUACCGAGCUGAUGAGCGGCAGCUGGCCAAGUACAGGAGUAUGUGUGAAAAGUACUUGGGGUCCAUCAUUGACCAGAACACUAGGGCUCAUCAUGGCACUAAGGCACUUUGA
This is a messenger RNA of Homarus americanus (American lobster), 1005 nucleotides long. Its product is annotated as mucin-6-like. Bases 1 to 1005 code for a protein of 334 amino acids. NCBI's taxonomy places the organism in Eukaryota, Metazoa, Arthropoda, Malacostraca, Decapoda, Nephropidae. The record is from RefSeq and is a predicted model, not a curated record. The transcript has 2 exons.